This is a messenger RNA of Erigeron canadensis, 2359 nucleotides long. RefSeq lists its product as uncharacterized. Bases 1 to 2166 code for a protein of 721 amino acids. Lineage: Eukaryota; Viridiplantae; Streptophyta; Magnoliopsida; Asterales; Asteraceae. The transcript is spliced from 13 exons. The record is from RefSeq and is a predicted model, not a curated record.
AUGUUCAAGUUUGUACAUUCUGCUUUGGCAAGGCUAGGUAUCAUUUCCGAGGAUUGUGGUAGUCCGGUUGGAACUCUUGUCUGUGUGCUGGUUGGUUUGAUGGGUAGGAUUCCCAUUGCUAAGAAGAGUAGUCAUAGGGUUGUUGAUCAAGGGAUAAUAACUCUUUUAUCGCCUUUCCUUGAUAAAAAGGUUGUGGGUACUCAUAGAUGGUCUCCGUGUAUUGCCCCAGCUCGCGGCGAUGCAUCAAUUGUUGUUCAAUCGGGGUGUGUCUGGCCUGCUCUUAUUCAGGAUGGAAAGUUGAUUGGGUGUGUGAAUCGGCAGGGAAAAAACAAGCAAUUAACUUUUGUCAUGGAGACUAACGAGAAAUCACAACAAGUUGACUUCACUAGGAAACACUACAUAAAUGUUGUGAACAUUCAUAAGAUGAUUCCACAUGCUCUCUCAGAUUAUCUUUCAGAGUUUGUCCUGUCAACUUUCAUCUCAAAGGGUGGGAAGCCAAUUGAAACAAUUACCGGCUUGGUGAGAAAACAGGAUAAACAAGUAGCGGGUACCCAAAGAUCCAUUACCGGUGUUGUCUCAGCUCAAGGACAUAUACCAGUUGUUCGAUCAGGGUUUGAACGAUCUACUCUCAUUCAGAAGGAUAGCAAGUCGGUUGGGUUUAAGAAACCUCAGGUCACAUUAAAAUUCUUUUCCGGUUCAUCAUCAUCACCAUCAUCACCAUCAUUGUCUGAUGAUUCAUCCUUUCAUCAUCUUCAACAGCAUGUGUUGAGCAUGAAACCAAUUCGAAAUGAAGAUACCGACAAGAUUGAAGAAACAACCACAACUGCAGCCGGUUGUCAUGGAGCUGCUAACAAUUUUGAGAGUAAAGAUGUUGUCGAGAAAGGAAGUCAAGUUUCGUUUUUGAGCAAGGGGUACGUAUAUCAGAUGAUUACUCUAUUUGAGAGUAAACGAUCAAAUAUCGUUUUUGAGAAAGAAAGUCAAAAGUCGUUUUUCAGCAAGGGGAAGAAUUAUUCGAUACGUACGAACCCUCUAUUUGAGAGUGAACAACCUAAUCUCGUUUUUGAGAGCAACAGUAAGCCCGGGCCUAUUGGUGAGAGUAAAAAUUCAACAAAUAUUCACUUGAGGUGUAAACAAGAUAGAAAGGUUGAUGGUAUUCAUAGAACGUCUCCAUGUCUUGCCCCAGUUCAAGGUGAUGCAUCAGUUAUUGUUCGAUCAGGGUUUCUCCAGCUUACCCUUAUUCAGGAUGACAAGUUGAUUGGGUGUGAGAAUCAGGGUAAAGAUAAGCUAUUAACUUUUGCCAUGGAAUCACACAAAGUUGACUUAACUAGGAACCAAAGUACAAAUGCUCUGAACAUUCAUAAGAUGACUCCUCUUGCUGUCUCAGAGUGUGACCAGCCAAUUUUCAUCUCGAAGGGUGGCAAGCCGAUUGAAUCUCAGAAACACAAGGCACAGAAAAAACAAUUAAUUUCUGUUAUGGAGAGUAGAACCAAUACUGGAUUGGUGAGGAAACAACGUAAACAAGUAGUGGGUACCCUAAGAACCAUUACACGUGUUGUCCCAGCUCAAGGACACAUACCAGCUGUCCGAUCAAGGUUUGAACGAUCAAUCCUCAUUCAAAAGGAUAGCAAGUUGAUUGGGUCUAAGAAACUCCAGGUCAGUUUAGUUUUUUUUAUAUUAAUGUGUGUGUGUGCGCGCGCAUGUGAUUUGGCUAAGCUAGACCAAUGUGAAUACUUACGGGGAUCCGAGAAACUAUUAAGUUCUGUCUUACAGAGUAAGAAGCCAGGGAUCAUCAGCUCAAGUAGGAAAAAUGGUAUAAAGGUUGUAGGGUGUAAAGAUGUUGUUGAUGAGAGGUCUCUUAAGUCAGUAUCCAAAAAGAAACCAGGAAAAAUCGACCCAAGCAGGAAAAUUGAUAUAAAGGUUGUGGGUACACGUAAAGAUUUGGUUUAUGAGAGGUCUCUUCAGUCGGUAUCCAAAAGGAUUCCAGGAAACAUCGAUCCAAGCAGGCUACAUGAUAUUAAGGUUGUGGGUACACGUAACGAUUUUGUUGAUGAGAGGUCUCUUCAAUCUGUAUCUAAACAGAGGAAUGUUAAAACUGUUCCUCAAGUUUCACCUUAUAAAGGUGGCAAAAUCAGUUCUUCUGAGCUCAAACCUCAAUGGAGAUUCUAGGGUCAAGACGGUGACCAAGAGCUACGAGCAAAGCCAUACAAUCUAUACAGCCAGGGAUGUUUCAGUAUAUGAUCUUUUUAUAUUAAAUUGAUAUUAGUUGCUAAAAACUUAAUGCUCUAGUUGUGUAUGCAGGUCACAAAGAGUGCAACAACUUAACAGAUUCUCUCCAGUUUUUAAUCGUGAGAAGCUAAGC